Molecule: messenger RNA, 2002 nt
Organism: Betta splendens (Siamese fighting fish)
Lineage: Eukaryota; Metazoa; Chordata; Actinopteri; Anabantiformes; Osphronemidae
Gene: sgsh
Product: N-sulfoglucosamine sulfohydrolase (sulfamidase)
Exons: 9
Coding region: 222-1802 (526 amino acids)
Biological process (GO): heparan sulfate proteoglycan catabolic process; glycosaminoglycan catabolic process
Molecular function (GO): N-sulfoglucosamine sulfohydrolase activity
Source: RefSeq, a predicted model, not a curated record
CGACCGGUGGGCGGGACCCGGAAGAGGUGACGCUUAGUUGUUUAUGGUUUGCCUUGUUGUUGGUUUAUAACUCCACUGGUCCUUCAUGUCACAUGUCUUUUAAUUUGGAGAAGUGUUUUAUAAACACAAGUGUUUCGACCGCUUAUUUUAAGUUAGCACUUUAUGAUUUAAUGACUGCAACGUGGCCGGCGACGUUAACAGUGAACUGCUGCUGAGGCGUCAUGGUGCUGUUUGAGUUAGUGUUUCUCAUGCUGGCAUCUUGUUGGAUUGGAGAGUCAGAGACGAGAAAUGUCCUCUUAAUAAUCGUGGAUGAUGGAGGUUUUGAGACAGAGGUGUACAACAACUCUGUGGUCCACACACCCCACCUGCGCGCCCUGGCCCAGCGCAGCCUGGUGUUCAACAAGGCCUUCGCCUCUGUUAGUAGCUGUUCUCCCAGCCGCUCCACGAUCCUCACAGGCCUGCCACAGCACCAGAAUGGCAUGUAUGGUCUUCAUCAGGGGGUCCAUAAUUUUAACUCAUUUGAUGCUGUACAAAGCCUACCGCUGCUACUAAGACAAGCCAACGUACACACAGGUAUAAUUGGGAAGAAGCACGUUGGUCCUGGAUCCGUUUACCCUUUUGAUUUUGCCUACACAGAAGAAAACAGCUCUGUCCUGCAGGUGGGGAGGAACAUCACUCGUAUUAAACUCCUGGUCCGCAAGUUCUUCCACCUCCAUAAAGAGGAAGCAUUGGAGCGAAAGAGGAGAAAAGAAAAUAAGGGCAACAGAGAUGAUACAAAAGAGAAAGAGAGGCCGUUUUUCCUCUACGUUGCCUUUCACGACAUCCACCGAUGUGGACAUUCACAGCCUCAGUAUGGAGCUUUCUGUGAGAAGUUUGGGAACGGUGAAAUGGGAAUGGGUAGAAUUCCUGACUGGAAACCAGUUUAUUACAAACCAGAGCAAGUAAAGGUCCCUCCUUUUGUGCCAGACACACCUGCAGCGCGAGCAGACUUGGCUGCACAGUACACCACAGUGAGCAGGCUGGAUCAGGGCAUCGGGUUAGUUCUUCAGGAGCUCAGGGAGGCCGGCUAUGACAACGACACCCUGAUCAUCUACAGCUCAGAUAAUGGCAUCCCCUUUCCCAACGGCAGAACCAACCUGUAUGAGUCAGGGGUUGCAGAGCCCAUGCUGGUGUCCUCUCCAGAGCACAGGGAGCGAUGGGGAGACACCAGCCAGGCCUACGUCAGCCUACUGGACAUCACUCCAACCGUCCUGGACUGGUUCUCCAUUCCCUACCCAUCCUACGUGCUCCCUGGGAACCCUGCCGCUCCGGUCCACCUGACGGGCCGCUCCUUGCUGCCCGCUCUGGUCACCGAACCCGGCAGCUGGCACACGGUCUAUGCCAGCCAGUCGCUGCAUGAGAUAAGCAUGUUCUACCCGAUGCGAUCGAUCCACCAGGGGGCGUACCGCCUGCUCCACAACCUCCAGUACCGCAUGCCCUUCCCCAUCGACCAGGACCUGUACGUGUCUCCCACCUUCCAGGACCUCCUGAACCACACGGUACUGAGUGAGCCGACGCACUGGUUCAAAAGCCUGGAGGAGUAUUACUACAGGGAGCGCUGGGAGCUGUUCGACACCAGGACAGACCCACUGGAAACCAAGAACCUGGUGUCAGACCCGUCUUACAGCGCCGUGCUGGAAACACUGAGGCAGAGUCUGCAGAAGUGGCAGUGGGAGACCGGGGACCCCUGGGUGUGUGGACCAGACUAUGUCCUGGAGGACAAACUGGAGCCACGCUGCCGACCACUGUACAAUGGCCUCUGAUGGACUCUGACACACACUAAUCGCACCACCUGAAUAUAUAUUUUGAUACAUGAUUUAUAUUUAGCUUUCAUAUUGUUGUAAGUGCUGCUGCAAUGCUCAACAAUAAACCAAAUAAAGCUUUUUUUAAUAAUGUAAAGAUACAUCUUCAUGCAGGUGAGUGACUGAUAAUGCAUAGAAUCAAAUAAACAGAGUCAGAGAAG